AUGCCGGACGAAGUGCAGAUUCGGGCCCAUAAUCUCCGACCGGGCGAUGUCUAUCAAUUUGAUUUAUUUUUCAAACACCCAAACGGCACCCACUAUUCAUGGGCUCGAUUGAGAGCCUCAAGCGAUGGAGAUAUCGAUUUGGGCAGGGAUUGCCCAAUUCAAGGCACUUAUCACGAAGCCAAUUCUUCCGGUCUUUUUCAAUCAUGUCAUCCGGACGUUGAUGUGAAAGAAGGUGCUUAUGUACCGGCAACGCCGCCAUUUCCGUAUGACUACACUUUACGGCUCCUCGAUUCCGCACAGAAUAUCAUGCAAGAAAUAAGAUUGCGCAAGUUAUUCCAGCACCCAGACGUUGAAAGGAUGGAGGUGGAAAAUGAGCGCGUUGUGGGCACGCUCUUCUUGCCGCCUGCUGCGAAAAAGGGACGCCUACCCACUGUUAUCGAUAUAAUUGGAGGAAAUGGUGGAAUGAGGGAAAACAGGGGUGCGCUACUAGCAAGUCAGGGAUUUGCCGUCCUCUCAUUAGCCUAUCUAUCUUUCAAACACCUUCCAAAAUCGAUUAAUGAAGUCGAUGUUGAAUAUUUUCUGGGGGCUAUUGAUUGGCUUUCGGAGCAACCGUACUGCGGGAAAAUCGGAAUCCAGGGAAAUUCGUUCGGAGGUGCCAUCGUUCAUGCAGUCGCCAUUCGAGCUGAUAAAAUCAAAGCUGUUUGCAGCAUCAAUGGCGCUCAUUGCCUGGAUGUUUUCACCCAGAUGCGUGAAAACAAGAAGCCGAUCCCGGCUGGAAAAAUCGAUAUGGAAACGAACGCUUAUUACGUGGAUGGUUAUCUAACGCUUGAGCGGGCCAUUCGAAAUCUCGAAAUUAACCCUGAAGCCGACUUUGAUUAUUCGAAAGUGAAAAAGGAUGUUGGAUUCCGGAUGGUGGUGGGACGAGAUGAUCGGGUAUACGAUAGUUUAUUCUCGAGUGCAUAUUUAGAAAAACUAAUUAAGGCGCAAGGGCUUUAUGUUGAGCGGGAUAUCGUAUUCGGUGGCCAUCUUUUAGAACCGCCGCAUGUGCCAAAUUGCCCGAAUUUAUAUGCGAAAUACGCAAGCAUGAUUUUGACAUACGGUGGGGAUCAGUAUAUACAUGGUCGAAGUCAAUCGGAGGUUGGG
Messenger RNA from Mesorhabditis spiculigera, 1143 nucleotides. The record is from the annotation of a GenBank genome assembly. NCBI's taxonomy places the organism in Eukaryota, Metazoa, Nematoda, Chromadorea, Rhabditida, Rhabditidae.